Moneuplotes crassus is the source of this 1956-nucleotide messenger RNA. NCBI's taxonomy places the organism in Eukaryota, Ciliophora, Spirotrichea, Euplotida, Euplotidae. The record is from the annotation of a GenBank genome assembly.
UUAUAAUAAAUGGACAAUACACUCUUUCGGAAAGGUUCAGAAGGUUCAUCUUCAAAUGGAUUACAUGAGAAUCCACAGAUCAAAGUGUCAAAGAAGGCAAAGAAAUCACUCAAACAGUCAAGGCAGACAAUUCUAAAAAUCACAGUGAUGCCUGUUGAGAAAGGUUCAAAAUUAUCUCUUAUGAGGAUAAAGCCAAGCAAGCUUGGGUCAAACAAUGAGAAUAAUUUAAAGCGAGUUUGACCUAAAGAAGAGUUGAAUAAAAUAUAUGCUAACAUUAUCAAGCAGAAGGAAAAGAAUAAUAGAGUUAACAAAUCGAAGAUUUCACAUAGUUCAGCUAAUUCUACUUAUGAUGAAUCCUCUAAUAAGUGAAACCCUCUCUCAUUUAGUGUCUAUACUAAAUAAAUUCGAGGAUAAAGAUCUUGAUGCAAAUGAUAUUUUUGAGCGAAGAAAUAUCGGUGCCAUUCAUAUUCUCUACAUACGAGGAGAGGGUCAGAAGAUCCAGAGGAAUGGCAAUGCAAGCAAGCUUGAGAAAUUUUGAUCGACUUACUUUUAUGGACCUUUAUGAAUCGCAUUCUCCACUAAUACCCAUCCUCCACAAUUGAUCUCAUGAACACCAGAAGAUAUUGAACUGCUGCCAUCUAAUCGCCUUAUUGAGAGACCGGAUAACAAACUGGCAAGAAGACUCAUGGAGAUGGAAGAGUUCAACCGAAAUCUGGACGAAUACAAAGAGAAAUUAUCCACAUUCGCUUUCGCAAUGUUUAGGUACAAAACAUCUUGGUGCCCGAAGAUUGGCCAGAAACAUGAUUGGGCACAAUGAAUUUACUCUCACAGGCUUCAGGACUUUAGGAGACCUCCAGAUUUUUAUGAGUAUGCACCUGAAGACUGAAGUGUUCUACUUCAUAAGGACUGUAGCUGGGAAAGCUGUGAGGAAGGGCUCAGUUGAAAAUACAGCCAUACAACAUUUGAGAGGCUGUACCAUCCUUCUAAAUUCAAAAUUGUACCUUGUGAGAAAAUAUGAUCAAGAGGUGAAAUGUGUGCUUUCUACCACAAGCCAGAGGAGAAGACCCUUAUCGAGCAAGAAGCUGAGAGCUUCUUCGAUCCUAUUAUAGGAGAUGAGGAUUUCGAAUCUGAAGGAGAGUAUUCUCCUGAUUAUGGAGAAGGAGAAUAUGAUUCUAAUGAGGGAUCUCGCAAGAGUAAUCACUCAAAUUCUAAUACCAAUACCAAUAUUUUUAUCCCGGAAGUAGGUGAAACUUAUAGUGAAACUGAUCUUCAUGAUAAAUUCCCAUUGCAAACUGACAAUAUUUUCUCUGAAGAGGAAUCUAUGAAAGGAAAUGCUUGGGAAAAUGAAGAUUUUGUUCUAGAAGAAGCCAUGAAAAAGGCUUCUAGCUAUAACCCGAUUGUAGAUUUUGAAGCUAAAAUAGAUAAAAACGAUUCACAAAGUUUUCCAGAUAUAUAUGAAGAACAAAAGUAUGAUCUCUCUCCGAAUUUUGCAAAGCCUACAAAGGAAGCAAAAAUGAAGGAGCAAGCCAAAGUUUACAAGGAAGUGUCAAAUGAAAUCAAGAAUAUUGCCAUAGGUAAUAAUCAGCAGAUGGAUACUUCCAAAAUUGUUAAAAACAUAAUGUCUCAAAAUCCAUCUGGCUCGAAGAGCAAGUUCUUCAAUAUAGAAGAUGCCAAAGAGAAUGAAGAAGACUUGAUUAAUGAGAUAUAUCAUAUGGAUUACAAUACCCAGAAUAUUGAUUUAAGCAGUCUAAGCAAUCCAGGGCCUAAUUUACUGAAUAUCUCUCCCGCUGAAAUGCCAAUACAGUAUUUUGAGAAUGGCCUGAUAGAAUAUUAAAAAGGCUGAUUUACCAUGCUUCUCUCAUCGUAGAUGGCUCACUUUGAAAGCUACCAUCAUCACAGAGAGACAGCCGACUGAGAAAGCUUAGCUUCAAGCGCUAUGAUUCUCCCUAUUCCACC